This is a messenger RNA of Saccostrea echinata, 2312 nucleotides long. RefSeq lists its product as uncharacterized. The record is from RefSeq and is a predicted model, not a curated record. NCBI's taxonomy places the organism in Eukaryota, Metazoa, Mollusca, Bivalvia, Ostreida, Ostreidae. The transcript has 13 exons. The coding region runs from base 7 to 1608 and encodes 533 amino acids.
GAAAUCAUGAUGCGGGGUUUACACCCUUCUAAUGCAGGGGAACUCCCUAUGACCCGGAAUAUGCCAUUUUCUACAAAAACCAUGCCUAGCAAGACACACAACCGCAAUAUGACUGGAAUCUAUUUAGGUCUUGAAGGCAACAUUAAACCUCCAGCUUCAAGAUCACCAAAUGUCCCAGUCAUAGCCCGGGGGAGAGGGAUGUCCCAGAGGAUCAGAACCCCAACAGAGCAGAGACGAUAUAAAAUGGUGGAACAGUUACGCAUUAAAGAAGAGAAGAGGGGAUUUGUAGGACAACCACUCAAGAGUGCUAGGAGGUCACAUUCAGCCUUUGACCCAGAGGAGAGGAGGAAAGCCGUGGGGGCUCCCGAGAUUCUCCCCCCAGCAGAUAUAAGCCCGAGGACUGCCGCAGCCAGAAAAUGGGGCCCAGGAAAGGCAGUGGACAGGAACCAUUUUUAUGACCUGAUCAAAACGAAUCCCCGCAACUAUACAGUGGUGGUAAAUAAUGGAGUGACACGAUCAGAAAACCUGUCUGGACUGAUGAGUUUUUCCAUGGAUCAUCCGGACGGUAUCCCGCAAAUGGUGGACACUCUCGCUGAAGAGGUCAACAGAAUCUCAGCAAAAGAAGAGGAGGCAGUAGGCCUGGAGGAAUGUUUCAAGAAAGUCUGCAAGGGUAAUGUGGAAUCCCUCCAGUCUUUAUUUCCGUACAGGAAACAACAUUCUAGUCUCCAAAGGGAACCAUCCCAAUUCAGCACAGGAUUUACCGUCAGGAGUUAUAGAAAUCCAAACCAAGCAGAAAUCAUGGCCAACUUUUCUGAGGGUAAUUCACAGCGUCCCCGCACAGUGCCUGUCGACUCUACACAUAAUCGCCCGAUUGUUCCUAGUCCAUAUUUCUUCCGUCACUAUAACAACCCUUACAAUAAGCUUAAUACUAGUGCCUCUAGUGCCAAGUCUCGCAAGUCUGCUCCCUCUCACAUCAAUUUUGAUGGUCAGUUAUCCUCAGUUCCUGGAACAUCACGCAUGGCUGCACUUCCUGGCGCAGGUGCCCUGUCACGGUCCCUGAAAUCUCGAUCUGCGGCCUGGAGUGAAAGUGACUUCAAGCUUCACGGAAAGCUACACGGUACUCCGAGAGAAAUUCUGCCAAGACCAGAAGAGAAUAGUGUUAUGGAGUCUGUGGUUAGAGAAGGAGGAAAACAAGUACAGAUCUCAAUGAAACUAAGCACAGGUCAGGAAUCUGGAAACCCCCCAGACCAAACGAACCCACCCAGCAAAAUGAUGGACACCAUGGAUAAGACGUCGGCCAAAGAGAAGAAGGACAACUUUGAGAUCGAGGUUGCUGACGAGCACGGCAAAGCAGGGCAGGUGGAGAUUGAUUCUCCCGAGGAGGAACUUCAAGAACCCACGCCCAUUAAAGGCAAUGUCCGUAAGACUUCAAUAAGUGAGAAAGUGGAAAGGACGAGAAUGUCUCAAGCCUACAUAGAAACCAUCAAGGAAAAUGCUGAAAAGAGGAAAAAGCAAUUUGAACAGAUGCUGGACGAGCAUGCAGAAAUAGUUCAGGAAAUUGGAAAAGCGGGGAGCAGGGAGGAUUUAGAGGACCAGAGAGACCAUUGAACCCUCCCAGCAUCUAUCCCCACCCCUCAAUCAAACCACUGUGGCAAUGAACAACUUGGAAGACAGCAUGCUAUAUUAAACACAUGUUAUUUUUUAAGGGAUCACAUUUAGUGGUUUUUUGUGAUAGAAAUGGCCAUCUGAUAUAGAGGCUUCGUCAUAGAGGUGAUUGUCAAACAAGAAAAAGACCAUCAUUUGCAGUUAUUUGUAAACUUUAUUUAGACUCUGUCAUUAACUGAGCGGAAAGGAAACUGCCAUUAGAUAUCAUCUACUCCAUUUUGUCUUCCAGACAACAGUUGCUAGGAGACAGAACACUGUGAUAAUUUUAUCGCCAUGAUGACAGAUUAUGUCACCAUGGUGACAAGUUGUAAUUAUUGAUAUAAACGUCUUUAGUUUUCAACAUUCAGAGAUGGCCAAGAAUCUCAUCGGAUAUUCAUUAUUAACUUAAGAAAAGUAUUUUUGGCCAUUGCUUCAUUUAUGUUGCAGGAUGUCUGCAGCGAUUCUUAGAAGUCUGUCUUGGGUCUGAAUUCAUAGAAGUGCAAUUUCAUCUUUUUGUAAGGAGUUUUUCUGAAAUGUUAACAGCUAUUAUAUUCUGUUUGCAUUCAAUCUGUCGAAACAAAACCAUUAAGAAAUUCACCAAAAGACAAAAACUAUUUUUAGAGUUGAUUCUAGCAACCUCAAUGGUUUUGUUGUAUUAGAAUACAUUG